UUUAUCUGUCUAUGUGGGGGGUCUGCCGCCUCUUCGUGCUUGUUAGUUCCCUCCCUCGCCGCCGCCCCCUGCCCCCACCUCCUCGGGUUUUCCUUUGCUCGGAAGAGAAAUCGGUUCCCGUAGGGCUGCUUAGAAUCCAGGUGUUAGAAACUGUGCCCUUUAUAUUGCCGUGAUCAUCCCCCGAUCAGCCCUAGUUUGGGAGAGAGCGAUAGCUCGUGGAGAACGUUAACCGUCCUGAUAAAAGUGCGUGCGGCCACUUUAGAGGAACAUAAGGAAAAUAAAGAUAAUGCGGAGAAAGGUUCACACACUUGGGAAUGCUCGAAGGACUUGAAGCACCGAGUGGAAGAGAGAGGCUUUUAAGGAUAUGCUAUAUUCAGCCCAGGACCAAGCACCGUCUAUGGAAGUUACAGAUGAAGAUACGGUGAAGAGGUAUUUUGCCAAGUUUGAAGAGAAAUUUUUCCAAACUUGUGAAAAGGAACUUGCCAAAAUUAAUACCUUUUAUUCAGAAAAGCUUGCAGAAGCUCAGCGCAGGUUUUCUACCCUUCAAAAUGAACUUCAUUCCUCAUUGGAUGUACAGAAAGAAACAAGUGUUGUGUCUACACUUCGUAAACGCAGAAAUCCAGUUUUCCACUUGUCCCAUGAAAAGCGUGUUCAACAUAGGAAUAUUAGAGACCUUAAACUGGCCUUCAGUGAGUUCUACCUCAGUCUUAUCCUGCUGCAGAACUAUCAGAAUCUGAACUUUACAGGGUUUCGUAAAAUCCUUAAAAAGCAUGACAAGAUCCUGGACACAUCUCGUGGAGCAGAUUGGCGAGUGGCCCAUGUCGAAGUGGCACCAUUUUACACAUGCAAGAAAAUCAACCAGCUUAUCUCUGAGACAGAGGCUGUAGUGACCAAUGAACUUGAAGAUGGAGAUAGACAGAAGGCCAUGAAGCGUUUGCGAGUUCCUCCUUUGGGAGCAGCUCAGCCUGCACCUGCCUGGACUACAUUUAGAGUUGGCCUGUAUUGUGGAAUAUUUAUUGUAUUGAAUGUUGCCCUUGUUCUCACAGGUGCAUUUAAGCUUGGUGAUGAUAAGAUGGUAUGGCCCCUAAUAAGAAUCUAUCGAGGUGGCUUUCUCCUAAUUGAGUUCCUUUUUCUGUUGGGCAUCAACACCUAUGGUUGGAGGCAAGCAGGAGUGAAUCAUGUGCUCAUAUUUGAACUCAAUCCCCGCAACAAUUUAUCCCAUCAGCAUCUCUUUGAGAUUGCUGGAUUUCUUGGGAUAUUGUGGUGCUUGAGCCUGCUGGCAUGCUUAUUUGCUCCAAUCAGUGCUAUUCCCAUACAAGUUUACCCACUUGCACUAUAUGGAUUUAUGGUUCUCUUUCUUAUCAACCCCACCAAAACUUUCUACUACAAGUCCCGGUUUUGGCUGCUUAAACUCUUGUUCCGAGUGUUCACAGCCCCCUUCCAUAAGGUAGGCUUUGCUGAUUUCUGGCUGGCCGAUCAGCUGAACAGCCUGACAGUGUUACUUAUGGACCUGGAAUAUAUGAUCUGCUUCUACAGCUUUGAGCUCAAAUGGGAUGAAAGCAAAGGCCUCUUGCCAGAUAAAAUGGGAGGAGAAGAUGAUGUUUGCCACUCAUACACCUAUGGAGUGCGAGCCAUUGUUCAGUGCAUUCCAGCAUGGCUGCGAUUCGUCCAGUGCCUGCGCCGGUACCGAGACACAAAAAGGGCCUUUCCUCACUUAGCUAAUGCUGGCAAAUACUCCACAACUUUCUUCGUGGUGACAUUUGCAGCUCUUUACAGUACUCAUAAAGCUCGAGAUCACUCAGAUUCCUCUGUGUUCUUUUAUCUUUGGAUUGUCUUCUAUGUCAUCAGCUCCUGCUAUACUCUCUUCUGGGAUCUGAAGAUGGACUGGGGUCUCUUUGAUAGGAAUGCUGGGGAAAAUACCUUCCUUAGGGAAGAGAUUGUCUACCCCCAAAAGGCCUAUUAUUACUCAGCCAUCAUUGAGGAUGUGAUAUUGCGUUUUUCUUGGACUAUCCAAAUCUAUGUCAUCACCCUAAAUCUGACCCCUCACGUUGGGGAUAUCAUCUCUACUGUAUUUGCUCCCCUUGAGGUUUUUCGACGGUUUGUAUGGAAUUUCUUCCGAUUGGAGAAUGAACAUCUAAACAACUGUGGUGAAUUUCGUGCUGUGCGGGACAUCUCUGUGGCUCCCAUGAAUGCAGAUGAUCAAACCCUGCUAGAGCAAAUGAUGGACCAGGAGGAGGGGGUGCGGAACCGUCAGAAGACCAGGACAUGGAAGUAUAAUCAGAGCCUGACACUACGCCGACCUUACCUGUCUCAAUCCAAGGCUCGUGAUACUAAAGUAUUGAUAGACGACACAGAUGAUGAAGCUAACACAUGAAUUGAAUCUAAAUCUACAUCCUUUUUUCCCUCUAUUCAACAACCCUUUCCUUGACCAACUCAGCCUCUGGUACCUUUCCAGCUAAAAACAGGAGAAGACAUUUAACACAUUUUCCGAGCUCUUCUGGAUCGGAUCCUAUGGACUCCAAACAAGCUCACUGUGUUUCUUUUCUUUUCUUCUGGUUUAAUUUUAAUUUUCUACUUUUAAAAUAAAUAUUUACUUCAUUUUGCCAAUCAGAGGACAUUUUAAGGAAAAAAAAAAAACAAAACAAGUUAUCUUAAGGAUUGUUUACAAUCACAAGGACAUAGAAAACUAUCCGGAUGAAGAACAGGCGCAGCAAGGACCCAAUAAUGGGACAGUACCGAGAUUACUCGGCUUCUGCUUGGCCCGGUUUUGACUGGUUAAAACCGGACAUUGAUUUUUAAAUUUGUUUUGAGGUUUUUUUUUUCUUUCCUUCAUAUCCAGCGCAAAGGCACUGGCUGCACUUGCAGGGAAAGUGCACUUAGAGCAGUACCUUCAUUCACGAAGCUACUUUUUAAUUUGAUGUAACUUUUCUUAUUUUAGGGGAGGGAGGGAAAGGGAGGAAACUGGGAAAUAGGAUGUAUUUGUUAUAUAUAAUUUUCUCAUUAUUUAUGAUACUUAACCAUAAGAGAACAAUCUCGUGUCCUGUGCAAUGAAGAUAAUAACAGUAAAAAAAAAAAAAAAAAAAAAGUUAGGGGGAAUCUAUCCUUGGAUGUUUUUCAUAAGGUUCCAUCGUGCAAUGCCUCUUUCAUGAGACAACUUGUACUUGUUUGAUAAUUUCUUUCUUUUCUUUUCUUUUUUUUUUUUUUUUUUUUUUUUUUAAUUUUAAACCAAAGUUUCUGUUUCUGAUUUUUUUUUUUUUUUUUUUAGUUGCUGCUGCUUUGGAAACCUGAACAUGUCUCAUGACAGGUCCAUCCUCACAUUUUCACAUUUUUGAGUGAAAAUUGUGAAAAAAGAUUCUGAGAAUUAAAAAAAAAAAAUUAGAGAGAUGGAAUACAUCUACCCAUACUCCAUACUCAACUGCAGAAGUAGCCAGAUUUUCUAUCAUAACAUAGCUUUGGAGUUUAGGAUAGUUGUAGCAUGAUCUUUGCUAUCUCAGAGUUUGGAUUAGGAGACCAGGCUGUUUCAGAGACUCUACACCCUCAUUAAAUAGGGAGUCCCUCAAGAUUUCACUUACUUCCACCAGAUUCUGAGCAAAUAGGAAUCUGCCUAGAAGAGGAAAUCUUUCUGAGCACAUAGAACAAAUUAACCUUCAUCUUUCGUUUUUGCAUUGGCCACAUGAAGCCUUUAUAGCCAUUUAUCCCAGAGGUUCUAAAGAGAUGUAUGAUCAUUGGAUCUCAUGUUCUUCCAUAGGGAGGUAAUAUACUUUUCAGUUUGUUAGGUCUGCCAUUUAAAGGAAAGUUCCAUUAUUCAGUUAUGAUUUCUACACACUGCCUGUGUUAUUUUUAUUUAGUCUUUAUCCUGUUAUGACUUCCCUUACCUAACAAAAUAAGUUCUAAAGCCUUGAUUGACAGUUCAGUCUUAAAAAAAAAAAAAUUAUUUGGAGGUAAGGGACCAAUCUUAAUUAUCUACUAACAAAUAAUAGAAAAUAGUACCAAUGUAAACAACAAUGUGCUUUCUAUAAUUCUAAGGUCCAAAUCAAGAUUUUGAAGUGUCCAUCUCUACCUUUGUUGGCUUUAUUGGCAGAAGUCACACUGAGCAUUUAUAGUUAGCUAUCAACUAUCCUCUUCCUGGCUAGCCUUGCUGUACAUAGUCAACACCAGUAAUUGCAUUGAAGUAAAAUACUUCUCUUGCUCUCAGCCUUAAUUUUAGACUAAGGCACAAAUUAAUAGAGGCAGCUGUAAUCACUAAUUCAAUCUUUAAGAACAUGGCUACUGUAUCUGUCAUAUGGCCUCCUUGUUUAGUGCUUCUUCCCUGUAUCCAAAAUAUGAUCAUACAGGUGGAUCACAUAAAGAAGUUACUAUUAAUACUAUUGUGUCAAGGAGUAAACAUGUGAAAAAUAGUUGUUUUUUAAAAAAGCUUUUCUGUUUAAUAUGGGUAAUCUUCCCUAAAUUUGUUCCCCUUAUAAAUCUAGGGGGGAAAAACUUUUGGAUCAUUACCUUAUUUUGUGGCUUUUAUUCCUUUUUUUGUGUGUGUGUUUUGCCAAAUAUUUUUCUUUGCCAGAAAAAUGGAGGGGAGGGGAAGUAUUUUAAUUAGGUUUCCUUUAAUUUUAGUUUUUAGAACUGAGUCUUUUUAAGUAAUCAGUGGUAGUAAUUUAGUGGCUCUUGGUAGAUUAAGGGUUUUAGAGUUCAUACUUGGACUUAACAAACUAUUUUGUUGUACACUCUAGAGCCAUAGGAAUAAACUACUGGUCUGCCAAGAAACAUGAGUUACUAUAAUUGAAUUAUUAAUAUCAGUUGAUGGGUUGGUUAUUUUCUGUACAAAUGGAAUAAAUAGUACUCUGUGUUCCCAAAAUCAGUUUAAAAUGAAACUAACAUCCAUUUUCCUUCUGGAUUUCUGUAAAAUGUAUUACCAUAAAAUCCUGCAAUUGGCCUACAGUAUGUAGGAAUCCUGAUGGUCUGUUUGUUUUUCCCUCAAUGUACUCCACUGCCAAUUUGGUCUUUGUUCAAAUUUUAGAACCUUAGUCCCUAAUAAGGAUUAUUUCUCUUAGGAGAUAAAAAUAUUUAAAUUUUAAUUAUCCAGGACACAUUUGUCCCAGUUAGCAGAAUCCAUUUUAGAAUAAAAAGACUUUUAACUACCACAUUAGAUAUGUAAUAUUUAUUUAAAUUUAUUAUUUUGUGCUCCUGUUAAGGCAAAAAGGAGCAAAGAGCUUUUUCUCAUACUAAUCAAACUACAUGAAUUUAUAUUUCUCUUUUAAUAAGAAAAGUAUGGACUGUGCUAUUCUUUCAACUAACAUAUACAAUUUUGCCAAGUGAUCAGAAUUUCUCUGAUUUCUUGCUCCAUUGACCAGACCCAAGAAAGCUUGCCCAAUGCUGAGCCCUAUUUUGUGAUUUUUUUCAGGGAGUUUUCCCUGAAGCUCUCAACAAACAAAUUAUCUAUUUAAGGAAAUGUACAUUAGUUAGUCAUAUAAUCAAAAAAUUAAAAGGAUAAACAACCCAGCCCCUGGUAAAAUUCACAUGUUUAGAUAAUCUAGUAUUGUUCUUGCUUCAGAAAAAAAAUCAAUUAAAAUGUCCCUUGGAUAAAGGAAUUAAGAUACCUUAAAUAUUAAGAAUUCAAAAUAUUUGUUUUUACUUUUAUGGUUAGGUGGCAUAGAAAAGCUGGUAAUGUAGAAAGAGAUUAGGAAGCUAAGAAAAAUUUUCUAUGUAUGAAUAAGUUUGUGUAUUUGUGUCAAGUGAGUGACUUGACAAAUGGUUUCAUAUCUUACUGUAAUCAAAGAUGAAAUUGCUUUUAGUAAAAUCCUCUAUUAGAAUGUGGAGAAGUCAAAAUCCCAUUCCUCAAUCUAUCCUUAUACUGUUUUUCCAUAUUAUCAUUUGAUCCUUUUAGCAUUCCACCACUAAAUUCCCAUUUUCAAAAUAUGUAGUCUUGGAGAAGAUGAAGCCAAUGGCCUCAACAGCACUUUUAUAAGAGAUCCUAAUUCCCAAGAUUAAUGAUGAUAGUACUUCCCCAGUUCUUCCCACUCCCACCCCUAGUCUGUUUAAUCUCAUUAAUAUAAGGAAAGUUCUGAAGACAAUAACUCUAACCUCCUCCUUUGAGAUAGCUUGCAAUUUACACCCACCCAUAAUUCUUCUACAAUUCUAAUUACAAUCAGAACAUCUGGAUAAAAAAUUAUCUCUAUCUAUAGACAAAAUAACGUGAGGCAAUACUAGAGAAAAGUGAACCAUUAUUGCUAUUUGUUGAAGAGAAAUGCAUUGUGAGUAGCAAGAGCAAAAAAACAAAGCAUAUAAGAUAUUAACCAGUCUGAUACUCUAUAGAAGUAGGACAGCUAGGAACCUGCUUGUUUUUAGCUCCUGUUUUUGAAUUUUUCCCCCAGUAGUUCAUACAUUAGUAAUGGACAAUUCCUUUUAUUUUCCUGUUCAUUUCUCUGUUGUAGUCACUUGUUUAGAGUGAGUUCAUUAUGCCCAAAUGUAUUUUAGAAAUGAAUGACUAAAGGAAUUUCUCCUCUUUCUACUAGCCCUACCAAAAACAAGAAAACAAAAAACUUAAGCUGUUGGCAGGAAAACAAUUUGUUUUUCAGAAGAAUAUUCAAAUACUUAAAUACAUUUUUCUUCCUAUUGAGUCCAUGCCUUUUACAGAACCUGAUAUGUUGACAUUGAUUAAAUUGACUCCAGAGGUACUUCACAUGAAAGCUUCAAGCCUGAGACUCCCUGGAAAUUCCCUACUUUGGUUAUGCUUCAUUUGGUGGAAACAAAUUCUGAUUAAACAACAUUGCUCUGAAUUGCUGCCACUCAAAUCACAAUUUUUUAAAACUCAAUUAUAAUCUUGAAUGUUAACAAUUCAGGUAAAAGUGAAUACUCUACAUUAGUGAUUUGCCCUACUCCAUUCUCACUAUUUCUGUUGAAAAUUUUAUAUAAACCUAAUGUCACUAAAAGAUAACCAUUCCUCUAAAAAUCAACAACACUGAAAUAUCUUUUAAAAAGUUGGGAAGAUUGGGAUAACAGAAAAUCAGGUUCACUCUUCUUUUGAUCAGUUUGUCUUAUUGUUCCUCUGUAGAGGAUCUAGACUUAUUAUUGAUCAUAUGUGUGACCUGUUUAACUAAAUCAAAGAAAAAUUGAAUUACAGAAUCUUGAACAUUACUUAAAAAAAAAAAAAAGCCCUCCGUCCAGACAACAUCCUUACUAGUCUAAAAACCACUUUAGAUUCUUUACUGAUCUUAGUCUCCUAAUUUUAUACAUUUUAUUAUAAAUCUCUAUAAAAUUAAGUUAUUGUGGUAUCUGGGUGUAGGAUGUGGAGAUAAAUGGGGGCUUGAGAAAAUAAAUAAUGUUAACUUGGAAGUUGCAAGCCAGUAUGUAACCAGCAUUUAUUCACCCUCUGCUAAUAAAGUAAGAAAGAAAAAGCAUGUUUUUGGAAGAGCUUGAUGUGGAUAUCACCAGCCUUCCUUUAUUUUGUUUUGUUUUUUAAGACAAAUUUGACCAGGAAGAGGAUACCCAUUAAUUGGUUGCCCUUCUUGAAUGUUUUGGUAGUACAGAGGAAAACAAUCAUCUCCUGAAGAACAACCCUCCUGAAUUAAUUUGCUUAGUAGGCAUGAGGAACAGAAUGAGGAUUUGUCCUGAAAUAAGAGGAAUUAUUAUACUAACUUUAAGCUGGAACUUGUUUCAUCAUUGCAAUUUUUAAAAAAUCAAUCUUGUUCUGCUUUGUGGUGCCAUCAACUUAAUGAGGACAAUCAAAAAACCCAUUGUUUGCCUUGGACUCUCAAUGUGUCUGGUAAUCACAUAGACAACUUGUAUACAUUUAAACCAGUUACUUGACUGUAACAUAACCCAUGCAACCUUAGUUCUUCCUAUUCUCUUUUCCCUGCACCACCACAAGUUUAACGAGAACUGUAGCACCAAGAGAAAGGUGUAGACUUUUAAGGGCAAGGAUGAUGAUAUAAUAUUCUUUUCUUAUUAUCCUUGGAGCCCAAAGUCUGACCUUCUUUCCUUGUGCCCAGUAGCAAUACCAGCAUGGUGGGAGUAAGGGGGAAGACUAUAGGAAUUCCUAGGAACACAACUAGAUGGUGACAAUGUUAUUCUUUUGAGUUUGUAAAAUGAAUUGUGAGCCCUUUAGCAAGGACAGCAAAGCACCUCAGCUUUUAAAACAUUAUGUGAUGAUUAACUUUCUUGCUCUUUCCUGAUUUAGCACAGAGGUUUGUAUCAAUGAACAGUAUUUGGAAGGGGUAUGAGGUGAAAAAUGUAUUUGUCUUCGAGCCUCUCCUCCACUAUUCCCUUUCUCUUCACCCUUCCCAUGCUGUGUUGGUCUAAAUGAUGAUGAUUCUCUGAAGCCCUAAACUGUAGUUGUCAAAAGUAACUAUAAAAUGUGAUUAGUCCUCCGCGGGUGCUUCUUUCUUUCUUUUCUCUUCUUUCUCUUUCUCACUUUCUCUCCACUCUUGGUUCAGUGGAAAUAGUGAGGACAAAGAAUUGCCGCUUGCUUGGACUCAUGCUGUAACUGUGACUGCGCUAUUAGCUGUCUCCUUUUUCCUUCUCAAAUGGAUAGAAUUCUGUUGAAGUGUGGAGUAACCUUCUUGAGAAGUAGGUUUAAAAUGCACAAUGUGGUACUGUUUCAUAGUUUCUAGAUGGUUGUAUAAAGCAAAAAGUUAAUGUGGUUAUGUGUUUUUAAAAGAAAAUAAGUGAUUGGUUACAAAACUGUUUUUCCCCCCAUUAUUAUAAGCUCUCUUUGUUUUCCAACGGUUUUUAGACUCUUUUGUCACUGCUGAAUGGUGUCUGUUGCUUUUUAUCUGUGUUUCCUAAAUUUUUGAAUGUGAUUGCUCUUGAGUCUACCUGGGAAUAGAGCAGACGUUUCAAGGGGAAAAGGUUUUGAAGCUUUGUCUUAAGUCUAUCCUGUGUAAAAUCUAUAUGCGUAUUAGUAAAAAAAAAAAAAAAAAAAAAAAAAAAUUAAAACUAUUUUCCUCAGAAUGUAAUAGAUAAACCCACAUUCCCAGUCAAUCACCUUUGCCACUGUAGGGACCAGGGACCACAACCUGCAGCUUCUGGGGCUGGGGUGCCAGCUGUAAGCCUUCCUGUACUCUUAAGGUCUCCAAAGCUGACACCCUGGGACACAGAUUCUGGCUCUACCUGGGCUCUCCUCCACCUCUCCAGGUCAAAAAGUGUGAAGGAUCUUACUUAUUCCAUUGCCUGCACAACAGGCCUCCCAACCCCCACUCCCCAAAAAGCAAAAAAGCCAAUAAUCCACUCUAUUCCUACAGGCCACUGAAAUCCCGACUUCUACAGCUGAAGCCAACAUUGCAGUCGUUGCAAGUAUUAUCACAGUGGUCUUCGUCACCUUCCUCUCAGUCCUGAUCAUGAUCAUUUAUCUAUCAAAGAACAAAGGCAGCUAAAUCACCUGAGAGCCCCCAGAGAGAGAAGCCAUGACUCUGCAAAUGGAGAGUGCCUCAGUCCAAGGGAAGAGAAGAAAGAAAAGUAUUUCAUCUGACCUCUAAGAACUCCUCUGACCUCUAAGGGCAAGAUACGGGAACUGAGUGCUUAAUUUAUUAGAUGAAAGAUGCAUCUAAAGCUAGAGAUGAGUGUGUGCUGUCUCUGAGGCAGAAUCCAGGGAAUCUUCUCACCUUAGUGCCAGCAUCAAAGAAGAAACUCUCCAUUACACAGGAUGUUGACUCUCAUUUAUAGGAAGCAGAGAACAAAAGCACCAAAUUAUCCACAUUUGGGAUUUAUCUGUCCCAAAUCUGAACAGAUCUAGGCCUUAAAUUCUUAGCAUUAGUAAAAAUGUAAAGCACAUAUGCAGAUAAUAUGAUAUGUGUAUUUUUACUUAAUUUUAAUUUAUAUAUAGGUGAUACUGUACCAAUGAUUAUGUACAUCACAAAAAUGGCCAAAAAAGGAUUAAAAAGCAAGAGAUAAAGAUGAAAUAUGAUAUUAGAGGCAAUAGUUAAACUGAAGUUUUUUUAAGUCAAGGAGUGGCAGACACAAUUUAGGAAAACCAUUUUAACUAUUUGUGGAGCAUGGAUUUGAAAAAGACUAAAGGCAGGCGAUUCUGCCAAAUAUUACUUCCUCAACAUAGGCAGUGGACUAGCUGCCACAUUCCUACUCUAGGAAAAAAAAAAAACUAAAAAUAGUAACA
Messenger RNA from Sarcophilus harrisii (Tasmanian devil), 10102 nucleotides. It is a transcript of the gene XPR1, whose product is annotated as xenotropic and polytropic retrovirus receptor 1. NCBI's taxonomy places the organism in Eukaryota, Metazoa, Chordata, Mammalia, Dasyuromorphia, Dasyuridae. Bases 365 to 2374 code for a protein of 669 amino acids. Gene Ontology annotation, cellular component: cytoplasm; Golgi apparatus; plasma membrane. The record is from RefSeq and is a predicted model, not a curated record. The transcript is spliced from 15 exons. Gene Ontology annotation, molecular function: inositol hexakisphosphate binding. Gene Ontology annotation, biological process: phosphate ion transport; cellular response to phosphate starvation.